This is a messenger RNA of Durusdinium trenchii, 1062 nucleotides long. The record is from the annotation of a GenBank genome assembly. Lineage: Eukaryota; Dinophyceae; Suessiales; Symbiodiniaceae.
AUGGGCAAGCCUGCUAAAGUUGCCCGCAUCCCCAGAAGCAGAAUGUCUUGCCAAUCCAGGGGCAGGAUGCCCUUCAAACAGGAUCGAGAGUCCAAGGCCACUACGUGGAAGGACAAGCAACGUGCCUGCGUGUUUGCAGGGCUGCGGGCUAUGCGAGCUCCGGCGGUUCUGUUGACAUUGUGCGCUUUAGUUUUCAGCUGCCCACAUCUACGCUGGAACGAGCCAACUGACCACUUGGAGCUUUUCAGUGGCGUGUGCAGCAUCACCAAGGGCGAGUGGCAUGAAAAUCGCGAAGCGCUGGCAAUGGACAUCAACUUCCAUCCUAUCGAGCAGUCGAUCAUGACAAGCGUCGGGUUCUGCAAUUCCUUGUUUCAAGUAUUGAAUGUAAAGCCAGGCGGCGGGAUUUGGGCUGCCCCUGUUUGCAGCACUUGGGUUUUCAUGUCCAGGGGAAGUACAAAGAGGACCAAGUUGAACCCUAUGGGAAGCAACGCAGGGAAGACAGGGGAGCACAACAUCAUGGUUGGGAGGGUUGCAAUUCUGCUAGCUUUGGCCGCUGCCAAAUGCUGCUGGUGGAAUAUGGAACAACCAAAAAAUAGCCUUCUUGAAGGCCAUGUGCUUUUCCAAUCUUUCUUGAAGUUGAAGCAAGUCGCUGUGACCCGUGUGACCUGUUGCCUGGGCUAUUUUGGAGCUGACACCCUGAAGCCUGUAUGGAUCUAUUCCAGCAAUCCUGAUGCUGAAAGCUUCAACGAGUAUGCCAAUAAACAUCGGAAGCUGGUAAAGGCAAGCGAGAUGGUUGUGCACUAUACAGAUAGCAACGGUCUUCAGCGCAUAAAGGGUGGGAGUGACCUCAAGCAAAGCCAGGCGUAUCCUUUGAUGUUUGGCAAGGCUGUUGCCAGGGUGCGAACCAGGUUCAUGAAGGACACCAAGCGCAGGGCAGCUCGAUUCCUGCGCGAUGCAGUGAAAGACAAAGCUGGUGCUGUUAACCCCAGCGCGAAGCUAAACAAGCUUUGGAUGACUCAUUCAGGUCUCCAACCAAUAAUUGAUUUUCUGGCAAAGCAAUAG